Staurois parvus is the source of this 1240-nucleotide messenger RNA. NCBI's taxonomy places the organism in Eukaryota, Metazoa, Chordata, Amphibia, Anura, Ranidae. The record is from the annotation of a GenBank genome assembly.
AUGGCAAUGGUAGUUAGCAGCUGGAGAGAUCCGCAGGAGGACGUGGCCGGCGGGGGGAAUCCGGGAGGCCCGAACCCGGCCAGGGAGCAGCAGCAGGCUCCCUCCGCCGCCCCGCACACGCCGCAGACCCCCAGCCAGCCGGGACCCCCGUCCACGCCGGGUGCGGCCGGGGACAAGGGGCAGCCGGGUUCAGGCCAGAGCCAGCAGCACAUCGAGUGCGUGGUGUGCGGGGACAAGUCCAGCGGCAAGCACUACGGCCAGUUCACCUGCGAGGGCUGCAAAAGUUUCUUCAAGAGGAGCGUCCGCAGGAACUUAACCUACACAUGUCGUGCCAAUAGGAACUGUCCCAUAGACCAGCACCACCGGAACCAGUGCCAGUACUGCCGGCUCAAGAAGUGCCUGAAAGUGGGCAUGAGGAGGGAAGCGGUUCAGCGAGGACGAAUGCCUCCAACACAACCGAACCCAGGCCAGUAUGCCCUGACGAAUGGGGACCCCCUGAACGGCCAUUGCUAUCUGUCGGGAUACAUCUCUCUCCUCCUGCGGGCUGAGCCCUACCCCACGUCCCGCUAUGGCAGCCAGUGCAUGCAACCCAACAACAUCAUGGGCAUCGAGAACAUCUGCGAGCUGGCGGCCCGGUUACUGUUCAGUGCUGUGGAAUGGGCCAGGAAUAUCCCUUUUUUUUUUUUUCCCCGACCUUCAGAUCACCGACCAGGUGUCUCUUCUCCGGCUGACUUGGAGUGAGCUGUUUGUGCUCAAUGCAGCCCAGUGCUCCAUGCCUCUCCAUGUAGCCCCUCUACUGGCCGCCGCUGGCCUCCAUGCCUCCCCAAUGUCGGCCGACCGAGUGGUGGCCUUUAUGGACCACAUCCGUAUCUUUCAGGAGCAGGUGGAGAAGCUCAAGGCCUUGCAUGUAGACUCUGCAGAAUACAGCUGCCUCAAAGCCAUCGUCCUGUUCACAUCAGACGCCUGUGGCCUUUCAGAUGCUGCUCACAUUGAGAGUCUACAGGAAAAGUCCCAAUGCGCCCUGGAGGAGUAUGUCAGGAGCCAGUACCCCAACCAACCGAGCAGGUUCGGCAAACUUCUUCUGAGGCUGCCUUCCCUGCGUACUGUAUCCUCCUCAGUCAUUGAACAGCUCUUCUUCGUCCGCUUGGUAGGUAAAACCCCUAUAGAGACCCUCAUCAGAGAUAUGUUAUUAUCUGGAAGUAGCUUCAACUGGCCUUAUAUGUCCAUCCAGUGUUCCUAG